Messenger RNA from Ricinus communis (castor bean), 2421 nucleotides. RefSeq names its product UPF0496 protein At1g20180. The transcript has 2 exons. NCBI's taxonomy places the organism in Eukaryota, Viridiplantae, Streptophyta, Magnoliopsida, Malpighiales, Euphorbiaceae. The record is from RefSeq and is a predicted model, not a curated record. The coding region runs from base 974 to 2062 and encodes 362 amino acids.
UAAGCUUUCUAUAAUUUUACUGAGAAAUUGUGUGAUUUUGUUUUUUGAAUAUAAUUUUAGAUGUGUUUUUUUUUUUAAGAUUGAAAAUUAUAUGAUUAUAAAUUCUAGAAAAAGUAAAAUUUUGAUUCAUAAAGAUUUAGCUAUUUUCACUUUCAUCCGUCAUUAUUAUUUUUAUAUUAUUCGUGUUUUAUACUGUGUGUUUAGAAAUUAACAACUCUUAAGUUCAAUCUUUUAUUGUCAAAUUAUUCGCAAGAAAUUAUUGAUCCGGUAAUGAUGUAUAUAUAGGUAUAACUAUAUGCAUUAUAAAUUUAAAACUGUGUGCUAAAUUAUAAACUAUGGAACAAUAUAAAGACAAGCAUACAGUUCUAUAUUAUAACAACAUAAAAACAAAAGAUGUAAAGGAAGAAAAGAAAAGAAAAAUGAAGGAAAGCAGCCCUACCAUAUGCAAUAAAGAUCCUGAAGAGAAGGAGACCUCUUCAGCAAAUUUGGCCUUAAAUAUGGCUCGCAAACAAUUUGGAACAAAUAUAAAAGUUCUCUCUCUUCAAUCCUCUUUUUUCCUUUUGCUUUCUUUCUUGCUCUCUUUUGUUAGAUAAGGACUAUCAAGAAAAGGAAAACGUAAAAUACAAUGCUUUAAAGAUGCCUUUUAGAGGCUUAUUUAUAAGGGCAAAGUUGCAUCAAUUAAUGGACAACCAAAUCCUAGGAUUUGCCCAUUAAAGCCCUUCACUCUUCAUCAACCUUAGAGCUUGUGUUUAUUAAGGAAACCUAAGUUGGAGACGUGUGAUCAUGAGACAUACUGUUUAUAUUUUCUCUCUUCCAUUGAAAAGUGAUUGACAGCUAUUCAUAUAUAUCUCAAUUGUAGCUAGUCUUAUCAUCAAUCUUUGCUCUUCUUCUUCUUCUUCUUCUUCUUCUUCUUCUUAUUAUUAUUAUUAUUAUUAUUAUUAUUAUUAUUUAAGAAGUUAUUAAGAUCGAAUCCAUGUGGACCAAAUUUAGAUCUUCAAGUAUCAGAAAAGAUGGGAAGGAACUGAUCAGAGAUGGUCGUGAAAGCUUGAAUGUAAAUGAGGAAUAUGUUAGUGCAUUAAGAACACAAUCUUAUGUUGAUUUCUUCACCAAAGCUCAAACCCUAGUAAACGAAUCACCAUUUCCAUCUCUCUGCCAUCACAAAUUCUCUGAAGUUCUCCUUGAACCAGGUCAAGAAGCUAUACCUGCAAUUCUUGAAUCAGCUACUUUCUCAAAAAUACCUGAGCUCAAAGCCCUAAUGCUUAAGUACUUUGAGUUAAGCGCUGAGGCUUCAAAAAUUUGCAGUCACCUCCUCAAAAACAUAAACCAAAUCCAAUCAAACUACGAAUUUAUUCGAGGAGCAAUCGACAGUACUAUCGAUGAUUACUCCCCGGAGAAAGUGAAGUUGAUUGUCUCGAAGCUGAACUCAUUCAUCAUCCAAAGGAAUCCAUUUUCUACUCCUGACAAGAAUGACUUCAAGCUGAUUAAUGACAAGUAUUCAUCCGUACUGCACCACCUAAAAUCGAAAAGGAAAAAGGUGGGAAGAAAGAUAAGGUUGAUAACAUGUAUCAACAAGGCAAGUGGAGUAUGCAUAACAGCAGCCUGCGGACUGAUUGCAAUAUCAGCAAUUGUUAUAGCAGCACAUACUCUUACUGCUCUAGUAAUGGGGCCAGCAAUUUUCAGCUUUCCUGUUAAAGGGUUCAAGAAAAAGCUGAUGAGUUUGAGGUUUAUGAGAAGUGGGAUUCUCAGGCAAAUUGGGCAGCAACUUGAUGUGGCAGCAAAAGGAACUUACAUAUUGAAUAGGGAUUUUGAUACAAUGAGUAGACUUGUUGCGAGGCUUCAUGAUGAGGUUGAACACAACAAGGCAAUGAUUCAGUUCUGUUUAGAAAGGAGAGAAGAUGAUAAGUUCUCUCUGCAAGUAAUGAAGGAACUAAAGAAAAGUGAUACUGGGUUUAGGAAACAAGUAGAAGAGCUUGAAGAACAUGUUUAUCUUUGCCUUUUAACUAUCAACAGAGCAAGAGCUUUAGUUGUUAAGGAAAUGACAGAUUCAAAAAGUGUUAGUUAGUUAGAGAUAGCAGUUACAUAUUAUAAAACUGCAUCCAACUAAGCUUUCUGUACAGCACUUUAUUAUAUAUUUUCAUUAAUAUAUUCUUUUUGUACAUUAAUAUAUAUACAAGUAACAUUCUUUAAUUUCUCUUCUAAUAGAGAUUGAUAUUUUAUAAAAAUCUUAAAUUUAAAUUUAGAAAGUUAGAUCAUUACUCAUAUGAUACUUAAAGAGAUUUAUGUAUUGAUGAUGGUGCUUACCGUCGGUGACAGAGAAUGCAACAUGGAAGGUGGAGCAAAGUAGCGCUAAUAGCACGGUAGCUCUGUACAUUGUGGCUGUAUCCAUGGAGAGACAGAGAGAGAAGAAGAAGAAGAAGAAGA